Molecule: messenger RNA, 4686 nt
Organism: Clonostachys rhizophaga
Lineage: Eukaryota; Fungi; Ascomycota; Sordariomycetes; Hypocreales; Bionectriaceae
Source: the annotation of a GenBank genome assembly
AUGUCCGACGAAGUAUCCCAAUUCCUCGAGCAGGUCGAGCGCCUGCGAGGCCAGACGGCCGACGAGGACGAGGCCCGAGCCCGCGAGCAUGAAGAGUAUCUAGCAGCCAAGAGAGAGAGGCAAGCUCGUAGAGAAGAACGCGCUCGGUCAAUCUCUCCACAGAAGUCAUCACCUGCAAACACACCGUCGCCUCGCUCGAGCCGUCAGAUUGCGCGCCUGCCCGAGGCUUCGAAGCUCGAUUCCCCAACCUCGAAACCCAUCCACUCGCCCCACGAGCAGUUCUCAGAGGCAGAAGCGAAAUCGCCGCCCCCGAUGGAUUUCCCGUCCUCCACGUCUCCCACAAAGGAGAAUGAAGGUCUCGGGAGCUUCGAAACCGAAAAACCAGCCUCGGAGCAGAGGUCUUCCAACAGAGGGUCCGGCCUCUCCUGGCAAAAACGGCCGACUUCCCGCAACGGUCCGGGUGGCCCGCGGCCGCUUAGUAUGGUUGCGACCCAAAAUGCGACCCAGAAGUCUCUUGUCGGGUCGCCCGCAUCGCCUGAAGCCCAGUCCGCAACGGAGACGAGCUUCUCGAGAGAUCAAAUAGCACAGAGUCUCGGGUCCAAGGACCCUGCGUGGUUCCGCCAAACUGCCGAUAGAGGCCUCAACUCCGCCGCUUAUAGGAAGAACCAAGUCGAAGAUGACGAACGCGCAGAUCCCUCGUCUGUCAAAGCACAAUUGCCUGGCAUGUACGCCGAACCUGCCAAAGAGAGCGCCCCGGAGGCAAGCUCCCCCAUCCGUCGCUCAAUCGCGUCUCCUCCGACUUUGAACCCUCCUCGAUUUGACAAACCUAUCGAGGGAAGCUCCUCGCCCACCGGUCAUACAAGAUCCCCGUCAGGUUCUCCCACCCGAUCUACGUCUCCAACCAAGGGAAUGGGCGGCUUUGUGCAGAGCGCUAUGAUGAAGAGAUCGGACAGUGUCAAGCGGUGGAGUGUGCAGAGCCCCCCUGGCCUGGCACGUGCCAACACGCUUGCAUCCAAUCGCUCAGGUCAUGCCAGAGACACAUCGAUCUCGUCGUCGAAGCCCGCGACACUUGCUCGUGGUAACUCGGCCACACCAAGCUCGAGCGUACCGGUUUCCCCCCAUGAUGAGAACGAUAACAGCAAUGACACAACCCCUCGACCUUCAGGCACAGAUACAACAAUGGAAUCAAAACCAGAUCUCGGAGAAGGCCAGGAUCAGCCAAUCCCCAUCAGCCCCUCGAGGACCAUGGACCCACGACGUUGGAGCCCAACCAAGGGAAGCUGGCUCGAGAGCGCACUCAACAAGCCCGAAUCGCCGAAACCACCUCAGAAACCGAACAACUCGACACAGCCAGCUUGGAUGGCUGAACUGAACAAGAACAAGAGCGAAAGAGCUGGACCUGGGCACAAGCAUCAAGUCAGUAUUGGGGGACUUAUGAGAUCCACACCAAUGGGCGACGCUGCGAAACCAAAUACCACAGGUUUAGGAGGGAUCUAUUCGCCACCGCCUGGCGGCAACCGACCUACAUUCGGCCAUAGGCCCCAGCCUAGCAUAUCAAAACCUGUUGCUGAGCCAAGUGCUUCCAAGGAUGAAGUGGACGAGGUUGACAACAGCGAAGCAGUGGAGGCGGAACAGCAAGCUGGAGGCAACACGGAUUCGAAACAAGCUACAAUUCCAAGCUCAGUGACGAGUCCGCCUCCACUGAAGCCAAAGCCCGAAACCCCACCCAAGAAGGAUUUCCGCGGGAACCUGAAGCCACGACCUGUGCAGGAGGGACCAAAGGGCACAAACGAGUUGGAGUUCAGACGUGCUUUCGGCAGCCUACGGAAAGCCAAGACUCAAAAUUACGUUGCCCCUGAUGAGCUCAAAAACAAUAUUCUUCGAGGCAAAGCGGCCCUGAACCUGACUGGUGGACCGCAAAAGUCAGAGAUCAAAGACGAGUUCAAAGACGCUAUCCUCAAGAAGAAAGAUGAUUUCAAGAAGGCACAACUAGAAGGUAAAGGCAUAACCAGAACCUCAUCCUUCGAUUCUGAAAAGCCCGUUCCAGAGGGGCUUGCCCGGCGGGCGGAGCUCGGGAGACCACCAAUAGGUUUGAAAAAGGAGCCUGUUCCCGUGCCGUCAAGAUCACCUACGAUUGGGGGCACCGAUCCAAAGUCGCCUCCGGCCUCCACUUCCCUUGGUAGCUCUUCUCCAGAGCUGAAGCAGUCUUCGAUAGAAACUGAAGUGAAGAAGGAGGCGCCCGUGGCGCCGAAGAUCCAAGGUCGUGUUGGCGGAAGCAAGCUCGCAAAUCGCUUCAAUCCAGCACUUGCCGGCAUGCUUGCACGCGGUCCACCUCCAAUGGCUACUGAUGGUGGGAACACCUCUCGAGAGAGUGCUCGAGAGACCCAAGGAGCUGCAGAACAAACCAAACCCGGUCCUCAGUUGACGCAUAUGACUAAAGGCCGUGCCCGUGGACCCAAGAGAAAGGCGCCAUCAACUGCAGCACCAUCCCAGAAAGCCCCGGCUUCGACUCCAAGUGCAGACAUAGUGACAAAGCCAUCCAAGAUUGACGUUGCUCCUGCGGCACUUUCUCCCAUCUCACCUAAUCUAGAGGAGUCGGUAAGUUCUAAACUUGGAGGGUUAGAGAUAUACGACAAUACCAGCCCUGUCAGCUCGCCACCUCUGUCAAUUCAGCAACAGGUUGCUGCCAAAGCAUCUCUCCGUGGUAAGAUCUCUCCCCCCGAGUUACGGAAUACUGCGGUUCCCAGUAAGCCUGCGGCUGUGGAUACAGUACAGUCUCCUCCGUUCCGCAGACAAACAACAAGCCCAGAGAAGGAGACGGCCCGCCCAUUGUCGCCUCUCAAACCCCAUAAGACGGGCGGAGAUGUCUCCCAGCCCGGAUCGCCCAAGAAACUGGACGCCAAACGGAUGUCUAAGUUUUUGGACGAUUCUUCAUUGAGCAGUCCUAAACCAGAAAGUCCACGAGAUACUUGGAAGCUCGGCCACCAAAGGACUGGGUCAAGGUCACCAGUGAAGAGGUUCGAUACUCCUAGCUCGCCGGUGAAGAGAGAUGAGCCCCCCAUUUCACCUCUCAAGAGAGAUGCGGCGCUUUUCUCACCAGUAAGAAGAGACGAGGCUCCCAGCCCACCUGUGAAGAAGGAGGAGACGCCCAGAUUCAGAAGUGAAUCGUCAUUCAAAUCCAUUGGGCAGGAAACGCCUAGCUCACUGGCAACGCGAAGAGAGUUGCCUAGCCCACAAUUGAAGAGAGAGGAGUCUCCUAGGCUGAGAAAUGAAUCCUCCUUCAGCCCUCCCAGGCAGGUUGCCCCAUUGAAGCUUGCUUCCAGAAACGGCCCUGAGGCUCGGGCCUCCCCAUCUCCUGGACCAAAGCCACCCGCGUUCAGCCCAGCCUCGCCCGAAUCGUCCAUUCGAUCAGCUCGGCCUCUUCCAAACCCACCUAGCCGACUAGUUUCGCCCACGAAAGUGCCUACACCCCUCCCUUCACCAUCCAAACUGACGACCGAAGUAUCGCUUCUUCUCAACGAUUUCUUUGGACCCAACCGACCCAGUGGUGAUUGCCAAGUUGAUGCCACAUCCAUCAUUACACAGAGACCAGAGGUUGGUGCUAAGGUCGACACCCUCGGAGCUCGGAUGUUCCAGAUCACAGGUGACGGCAAGAAAAGGCCAGUUGAUCCUCAGUUCGGACGCACACUAUUCGAACGGGAAAUGUAUAUUGUUGCACACGACUUCAAAGAUGAGUCCGGAAGACCCACGAGUGAGACCUACUUCUGGGCUGGUGACGAGGUUCCGGAGUCGACAAUCGAAGAUGCACAACUUUUUGCUGCACGAGAAGCCAGGUCUCUCGGUGGAAAGCUCGUGAAGCUUCGCCAGGGUAAGGAGUCUAUUAAAUUCCUCCAAGCCCUUGGCGAUGUCAUUAUUACUCGGAGAGGGUCCAGCGGCAAGUUUGACUCCCUCGCGCCCUGUAUGCUUUGUGGCAGACGAUAUAUGGGAGAGGUGGUAUUUGACGAGGUCGACUUUGCCAUGGCCAGUCUCUGUGCCGGUUUCCCCUUCGUGGUUUCCAGCGGCGGUAAUUGCUUCGUGUGGCAGGGUAAAGGAAGCACGGUGGACGAGGUGAGCUGCGCAAAGCUCGUUGGGAUGGAGAUUACCAUCACUGGCGACCUGACUGCGCUGGAAGAGGGUAGCGAGCCAGAAUCGUUCUGGAGGAUGUUCGAGGCUGGCACAAAGCCGCACUCGGCUGACCAUUGGAGACUCAAACCCAACUAUGACAAAUACAGCGCCCGUCUCUUCUGCUCAGAUGCAGAGUCGAGGCAGCAGAUCUUUGAAAUCUCCCCCUUCAGUCAGGCGGAUCUCUCCCCCUUCAGCAUCUACGUUCUCGACGCCUUCUUCGAGAUGUAUGUCAUUGUUGGAUCCAAGGCCCAGUCCCAAUUCACCUCAUUCCGCAACGGUCUCAGCUUCGCGCAAGAUUACGCCAUCCUAGCCGCCUCCAUCGAGGACAGACCCUUCAUCCCCGUCUCUACAGUUGUCCUUGAGGGCGUACCGAGAGACCUGAAGCGGGUAUUCCGCAAAUGGGAAGAUGAAAAGAGCCCCACGGUCAUGAACCAGCCACCAGCCGCGGGUGGUGGUCUCAGGAGAGGGAGGAGCCUGCGGGUCGUGUCCUUGACUCAGGCCUUGCUUGCGCUUCAACAGUGA